Molecule: messenger RNA, 2022 nt
Organism: Malania oleifera
Lineage: Eukaryota; Viridiplantae; Streptophyta; Magnoliopsida; Santalales; Ximeniaceae
Product: beta-glucosidase 10-like
Exons: 14
Coding region: 1-2022 (673 amino acids)
Biological process (GO): carbohydrate metabolic process
Molecular function (GO): beta-glucosidase activity
Source: RefSeq, a predicted model, not a curated record
AUGGACGAGCAAGUGGCCGUGAGGGAUGGUGGCUGGUUGGAGCAAGAAGAAGAAGAAGUUGAAGAAGAAGAAGACGAUGAAGAAUCCUCUGUUCUUUCCCUGUCUCUCCUCUGUUUCCAUCUCAAUCCCCUCUCCUUCUGCACUCCACGACUCCAGGCCAGCCCCAGCGGCUCUCCAGCAGUAGCAGUUGCAGCUCUGCUCUACGCUCAGCCUCGAAGAGUUCCCCUGCUCCACGAACCAGCCACCACCAACACCACUCCAAGCCCUCUCCAGCUGAGGCAGCCAUCACUACAGGCGCGGUCCGCCACCAUCUCCGCCGGCCGCACCCGCACAGCAACCCAGCCAGCCACCACUGUCGUCAUCCCCCAGGGCCGUCGCUCCUCAGACUCCGUCGUGUUCGCCUCUCACCAUUCACCGUCACUGCUGUUUCUCCGUUCAUCACCAAUCUUGCAGCAGCACUCCAGCAGGUUAGCAUUCCGGCCACCAUCCUCACAGAACCAAUCCCGGCCACCACGGACUUCUGCAACCCCGACGACCUCCACCUCAGUCCCUGGCAAUGUAAAUCAGUACGAAAGCAGGAAUAUCAUUAAUGUUAAUUAUAAUUAUAUAAGUGGAGGGAGGAGGAAUGUUAACGUUAAGGAUUAUAGUAAUAAGGGGUAUAGUAGCAUCUGGUGUUUGAAAGGACAUGUGGUUCCACCGCCGGCGGUGCUGGAGAGGAUGCUCAACGGCGGUGUACCUACCGGCGAUCAACCCUCCUUCACUCCCAUCCCCAAAUCCAAAACCGUCACCAGAAAAGACUUCCCCCCUGAUUUCAAAUUUGGCUGCUCCACCUCUGCCCUCCAGACAAAGGGAGCAGGAGAUGAAGGAGGGAGAGGAGCUAGCACCUGGGAUAGCUUUAUCCAGGAUGGGACGGGAGAUAGAGAUAUUGCUGUUGAUUCCUACCAUUGCUACAAAGAUGAUGUACAAAUUUUGAAGAAGAUGGGGGUUGACACUUAUAGGCUCUCCAUCGCUUGGCCAAGGAUUCUCCCUGAUGGGACUGUGAGUGGCAGAAUAAACCAACAAGGCAUUGAUUUUUACAACAAUUUUAUUGCUAAACUAUUGAAAAAUGGUAAGAAACCAUUUGUGACACUCUUCCACUUUGACUUACCGCAAGCAUUGCAAAACAAGUACCGAGGCUUCUUGAGUAGUGAGAUUGUGGAUGACUUCAAAGCCUAUGCAGACCUCUGUUUCAAAACCUUUGGGGAAGUGAAGUACUGGACAACCAUCAAUGAGCCUCGAGUGUUUGGGCAGUAUGGCUACAAAGUUGGAAUGCCCUCUAACCCUAAUGCAAAUCCUGCAAGUCAAGGUGGAGAGAUUGAGAUAUCGCUGGUGACUCAAUGGUUUAUGGAGCCCAUGGUGUUUGGAGACUACCCAUUUAUAAUGAAAGCUCUAGUGAGAGAUGGGCUGCCAGUUUUUACAGAGGAGGAGAAGGAUUUGGUAAAAGGGUCUUUUGAUUUCAUAGGGAUCAAUUACUACACUUCCAGAUAUUCAGUCUCCCUCCCAUUAAACCCAGAUGAACACAACAGCCAAGACCAAUUCCAACGUGUUGAGUUCAAAGUGGACAGAAAUGGAAAGCCCAUUGGUCAACUGGCACCUGGGAGCGAUGCCAUUUAUGUGUACCCACAAGGGCUAAGAGAUGCUCUGAUAUAUAUAAACAAAGAGUACAAUAAUCCCAAAAUGUACGUCACUGAAAAUGGCUAUCCGGAGAAAAGAGACGACGCAAUCCCGAUCGAGACAGCCCUGCAAGACAAUGCCAAAAUUCAGCACAUUCUCAGCCAUCUAUAUGCAGUUUCAGAAGCCAGAGAGAAAGGUGCAGACGUUGAAGGGUACUUCAUGUGGGCUCUAAUGGACUGCAUGGAAAUGGGUUCGGGUUACACGGUCCGGUUCGGCCUUAACUAUACGGAUUACCUCAACAAUUUGAACCGGAUCCCUAAGAAGUUUGCAAAGUGGCUCAACUCAUUCUUGGGCGGUUCACCCAAGUGA